GUGACGCACUUUAAUAGGAUCGCGUGCUUUGGAGCCGUGUCGUUACUGUCUGUUAUUGUUCCCUUGUCGCAAUAAUCAUCAUAAUCUUCCACUCAACCUUCGAUUCUAUCUGAUAAAUCACGCGCAACUAAGCCUCCAAUCAAGCGCAUAAUAACCAAGCUCAUUUAUACUCUCCAACACCUGCGAUCAUGCCUCCAGGGCCGAGUCAGAAAGGGACUGGCAAGAAGAACUCGGCCAUACCAAAGCAGAGCCGCAACACCACGCCUGCUCCAGUCGCGACAGCUAGUCUACCACCACAGGAGUUUUACGAUCCAGACUAUCUUAACACGAGAGUCAUCCUUUUUCGCAAUCUUACCUAUGAUGAUAUCGUCGAUCAAUCCGCCUCAAAUGCAACCAUUCCAGAUUCAAAGAGCCUUGAUGGCAUGAUUGAACGACUCAAAAGCUUAUCCAAUAUUAUGGAAAAGCGCUCGACAUUUUACGAUCGCGGGAUGAGACACUUGGCAGAUGAGCGCAAGAAGCGACCAUCCGAAGAUUAUAGCAAUCGCGCCGACGGUGAACAAGAAGGAAAACGACCCAAACAUAAAAGAAAGAAGCCCGAUUCACUUGCGCCGCAGGAAGGCAAUGUCGAACGUUCGUCACCGAUGCGAGACUCGAAAAACCGUAAACACGACCGCGAUCCGAGUUCGCCCUUGUCACCUACACAUGCUGGCUCACCAUCGGCCAUGGAUGUCGACAAGAAGGCCAAGACCGAAGAGAAAGAGGGAGAGGAAGAAGAGUCAAGCUCUGAAGACGAGGGUGCGCCUCCUCGUCGCGAACAACCCCAAGCUAUGACAUUCGGCGAAGAUCCUUCCACCUUCCCUGACCCCACCAUUUACGAGAUUCGAGCGACCUAUCCUGGAAUGCCCGAUGAAGAACGCAAAGAGAUCUACUCAGUUGCAACAUACCCGCCAUCAGAUCUUGCCGACCUUAUUGCUGGCGAUCCUCCCGACAAGGAUUUUAGCAAUGCAAAGCCCAACAGUCAGAUUAACUUCUCUACGUUCUCGACGUACGUGGAGCCGUUCUUCAGACCAUUUUCCGAAGAGGAUCUGGCCUUUCUACGAGAACGAGGGGAUCGUGUGACACCCUUCGUCAUGCCUAAGCGUGGCAAGAGACACUAUACAGAGAUAUGGGCUGAGGAGGACGGCGCAAUGUCGAUCGACACACCACAACAAGGGCGAGAUAAACUCCCUCCGAACCAGCCACGAGGAAGCAUAGACAACAUGGACGAUGAUGUCGGAGAGACAGACAAGCUUUCAGUAGGCCCUUGGUUGACUCGUUUAAUGCAAACGCUUCGACCUGAAGCCCGCGCGCAAUCAGCAGACGACAAGCCUACGACAAACGGAACCACCAAUGGAGAUAUUAGCAUGAAUGGUGACGCAGACGUCGAAGAUAAGCCCGCAUCCUCGGAUGACAAACCGAACCAGCAGCCGGCAGCUUUUAUGCCUGAGUCAUCAACGGAGGCCUGGAAGAAAGCUUCUCAUCCAAAAUUGGAAUAUUCACAGGUUGAUGAACGCAUCAAGCAGGAACUCCGACACAUUGGAUUUCUUCCUCUUGAUGGAUUCGAAGCAGAGUACGAUGGCCAUUUUGACGACGAGGUCGCAGCAAGAUUGAGACUUUUGCAAAACCGCCUCAAGGAGCAGAUGCUGAUCAACGGUGCGCGCAAGGCUCGUCUCACGGACCUUGUACGAGAACGUAUGGCGUACCAGGAAUAUCAGACCAUCCUCGAGGAUCUUGACGGCCAAGUGCAAGCUGCAUACCUGAAGCGCACACGCACGAUGGGCAAGAGCAAGAAGACAAAGCGUCCCGGAGGUGCAGGUGGUGGCAGUCACUUUGUGGGCGGCGCUGCGGGUACCGCUCGUCCAGGCAUAGGCGAUCUUACGAAGACGCUCAUGGAGCGACGAAAGCGAUGGAUCGAUACAAUAGGAUCAGUAUUUGAUGAUGAAAGUCUACGCAAGGUUCCGAGAAUUACAGAUCCGGAGAGUUCAAUAUUCAAGCCGGUAGAUAUGAGCGAACUGAUGAACAAAGAAAAAGAACAAUGGGAUGAGGAAGUGGAGGAGGAUUAGAAAUCCUAUUUGGCCGAGUCCCCCUAGGUCUGGUCCUUAGGUAUGAUUCUUAUACUGUUAUGGUAGACUUGAUUCGUGCAAAGGCGUUGGAUGGUACAUGAUGGAGUUCAGGCGAUGAGUUAAUGCUACCUAGAAUCGGGAUACCACUAGUCGUUAUUUACUCUCUGAAUAUGAUGAUGAAGAGAUAACGGAGCGACUGAAGAGAUUAGAUUUACAUUGAGGGCGUAACUGGCCUUCAACUCGAUUGCUUCCGAAACUACAAGCCAAUUAUAGUUUUCUGUUGAAGCGUUAUCG
Molecule: messenger RNA, 2396 nt
Organism: Fusarium oxysporum Fo47
Lineage: Eukaryota; Fungi; Ascomycota; Sordariomycetes; Hypocreales; Nectriaceae
Product: histone acetyltransferase NGG1
Exons: 2
Coding region: 189-2102 (637 amino acids)
Biological process (GO): regulation of transcription by RNA polymerase II
Cellular component (GO): SAGA complex
Molecular function (GO): transcription coactivator activity
Source: RefSeq, a predicted model, not a curated record